This is a messenger RNA of Amoebophrya sp. A120, 2844 nucleotides long. The record is from the annotation of a GenBank genome assembly. Lineage: Eukaryota; Dinophyceae; Syndiniales; Amoebophryaceae.
AGUUCUUCACUUUAUCGUCUGUGUAUCUAUCAAAAGGAACAAAGCCAAAGAUGCUUCCUGGAGACAACAACCUCGCGGAGCCGCUGGAGCUUCCCGAGGUGGUCCAGCAGCGGUUGCUCGAGGAGAUCAUGCUUGCCGAGCAACAGGAAAUAUUAAACGCCGAGGAGCAAGAACUUCCACCCGCAAUUGCAGCAGCAGUGGGCGGCCAGCAAAACAACCAAGCGCCCCCCCGUCCCCAACGCAGAGGUCCUGGGGGCUUGAUCGUGCGUGGCGGGCCGCGAACGCGACGAAGUCGAGGGAGGCGGCGAGGCCGGAGAUCCACCGACGAUGCGCCCGCCAGUCUGUUCAUCAUCGCCAUGAUGGCGGUUUUCGGGGCGUUUCUGACCUACUACGCCUACUGGUAUCUGGAGCAGGCGCUGAAGCACGAGCGCGAAACGGCAAUCGAAAAGUACAACCGGGUCGCUCGGAAGUGGUCGCUCGCGGGCCGAGAGGAGUUCUCGGAAGAAAAUUUCGAAAUCGCGCUGGCCCCAAGCGAGUGGAAAGAGAUGGAGGAUUUGAAGAACGAGAAGAAGCCGCAAGUUCUUUCGUACGCGCGGAUGCACAAGUCCGUGCACUUGACCGAUGUGGAGGACCUGUUUGCGCACGACACGACGCACGGUGGGGGAGAGAUCGAGGUCUACAAGCCACUAGUAUUCACGAAGAAGAUCGAAGUCGUCAAAGGGAAGAACGGAAAAGAUGAUAGGGAAGCACAAGCAGUAGAUAAGUCGGCGGCCGGACUCGGAACAAAACAGCAACCCGGCGAGGACGAGAAGAUAGAUCCGCUUGACAAAGAGAAGCUUGAAGCAGAGAUUGAAAAUAACGCUGCUGAGGUGAAAGAGGCGCCUUUAUCCGCACCAGAAGUGAAAAAAUACAACCACUUCGAGGACGAUUUUUUGAACUUGUACGUGAAAGGCAGCACUUUCCCGCCGGUGAGAAUAUCGCCACAGAUCCCCCUGGAAAUCAAGCACGUGCGGCCGUUCUCAGAGCCAGGAGGGUACAGCCAAAUCUACACACAGCACCACAGCCCGUCUUCAGCCAGCUCCGAAAGUGAAGAAGAGAGGAGGAAGCAAAUGAAAGCGCGGCGACCCAGCUUCCACCCGAUACCCGGGGCGGCGAGCUGUGAGAGCGAGGCGGCGAGUGGGGUGUUUCAAACAAAUUUAUCUACCGGUGCAGCUGCAACAACUUCUACCGCCUCCGGCACGGCAGCUGCAGCUGCAGCUCCAGCGCGCAGCUACAAUCCGGUAAUCCACGCCAUGCAGCUGCGAAACAACCCAGCGCUGUCGCCAAACUGCUUGCAGACGUGGCGACUAGCGUCGGUGUGCCUGCUGUACAACCCGCAGACGCACAGUGUCGGGUUUGAUACCAGUGUCGAGGGGAAGAAAACCGACCCGGGCGUGCUUUGCGGUGAGCCAAUGUAUGCGCCGGUCGUGUUCAUACCGCCCAGCUUGGCGGCAAGUAAGGCCGCAGCAGCAACGACACCGGGAGGCGGGGUAAAUAAGCCUGCAGCUGCAACAACAGGGGCGAAGGACAGCGCUAGUAGGAGCAUGGAAGAUUUGACAAGCAAGUCUUCGUUCCCCGACCUAGUAGCAGAAACAGAACCUGGUCCUCCUGCUCUUACGCCGCCUCCCAGACAACCUCCACCUCUCUCCACGUUCGACGGCAGUGUCUACCUUCCCACCGCGAGCACACGGGAGGCGGUGGUCAGUGGGCAUUUGGACCCGAGCGCGCUAUUGCUGAAACAGCCGCACCGAGACGACGGCACCGCGAGCAACGCUUUGAAUCUCGCGGACCAGCAGCAGAGAGCGGAGGAACUGCUUCGCGAGGAGCAGAAAGAGGUACUGAUGAACAAUAUGCUGGACCAGACAAGAAUAAGACGUACACUACAGGAGGUGAUGGGAAACAGAGUUGCACCAGCAGGAGCUCCUCUAUCAAGGGUGACUUCCGCAGAUGAUCGCCCAGUUUCUGGAGCACCUGCACCUCCGACAAUUUCAAUAGAAAAUAACGGCGUCCUCCGCCCGGUCCAGAUGCACGGGAGCGGCGGAAGCAAGCACGAAGUUCCAACGAUAAAUGUGAUUUCAACUCCGUCUACAUCGGCAGCAGGAGCUGCGAGAAGUACAACCUACGGCGAAGUUUUUGAAUCUAUCACCGUGCAGAUCCGUUCGACAGAAGACCCCUUUCUGUAUCUUCGCGACGCCACGGCGGACAGCAUGGACUUCGGGUUGGAGGCCCGGACCGGGUUCAUCAUCGGCACGGUGCUGAUGCUCACUGCCGGCUGCGUGUGCGCGUUGCCCAUCGUGAAGCUGUUUCAAAUCUUGAACUACUGGGCGUCGGGGUUCUUCCGGUGUUUCGCCGACUGUUGGAGAUGCUUGCUGUUGUUGAUCGGCGUCAGAAGAGCGCGGGUCGGGCCGGGAAUGCUGCGCGCGAACCAGGAAGAGGAGCAGCAGGAGUUCAUCUCGAUCGAGGAUUUAAGGAUUUCAGAAGACGAGGGGUCUGCGACGGGAGGGGAAGGGGAGGAUGUGGAGUUGGAAGCAAUAGAAGGAGGUGGAGGAGGUGGGGAGGAGUGAGCUGCUAUAAUCCGGCGCCUAAGCCAUUGUCUGUGAUUGAUCUUGUCUGUCUCACUUUUUUCUGAGAAUACAAUGGAUGCUACUUAGUCAGUCCAGCGGAGGCGCCACGAGAAACGUGCGUCUUACAGGUUUGCAUACUGAAAACAGAUGAUGAUUUGCGUGCCUCUACUUGCAGAUCAUUGGAGUGUGCUCGUGUGAAACUAUGUUCCCUGAUGUCACCAUGUGCAAAUUGAGAAGUCCC